This is a messenger RNA of Lodderomyces jiufengensis, 3948 nucleotides long. It is a transcript of the gene HAL9, whose product is annotated as Hal9p. The transcript has a single exon. Gene Ontology annotation, molecular function: DNA-binding transcription factor activity, RNA polymerase II-specific; zinc ion binding. Lineage: Eukaryota; Fungi; Ascomycota; Pichiomycetes; Serinales; Debaryomycetaceae. Gene Ontology annotation, biological process: regulation of DNA-templated transcription. The coding region runs from base 1 to 3948 and encodes 1315 amino acids. The record is from RefSeq and is a predicted model, not a curated record.
AUGUCUGAUUCCCCAAAACUACCUCAAAAUAAUCAUCAAGAAACUUCAAAUCAACAACAACUUCAAAUAAAUAAUCCACAACUGCUACUAUCAGAUCAACAACAACAACAACAACAACAAACUGAGCGACAAAAUCAAGAAGAAGACGAAGCACAACAACAAGAAGAUAAUCAAGAUAAUUAUCAAUCAAUUUCCAAUCAUUUACAGCAACCUUCAUCUAUAUCUCAUAGCUUAGAAUUCUUUAAUCGUUCCAAUAAUCAUGUGCCUUCAAUCACUGAUGGGAGUACUAUAACCCAAGAUAGUUCAACAAUUGCAUUAUCACCAAGUGAAGGUAAUUCUUCAAUAUAUAAUCCAAAUUUGUCAUCAAGUAGACAACAACAACAACAAUUUGGACUGCAACAACCAUUAAGAAAAAAAAGAGUUAGAGUUUCAAAAGCAUGUACAUAUUGUCGUAAGAAGAAAGUCAAGUGUGAUGGUGGUCAUCCAUGUUUAAAUUGUCAACAGAAUAAUGAUAAUGACUGUGUAUAUGUGAGCGAUUCUGAAAGAAAACCAAGGGCACCAAGAGCAAAUUCUGCAACGUCAUUAAAUUCAAAUAAGGUGAAUAAAACCCAAUCAAUAAAGGAACUAGAUACAAGAUUAAUAAAUAUAGAAAAUUUAUUGGCAAAUUUAACAGAAGGUCUUCGAGACUCUAAAAAAUUAUCGGUACUUGAUACAAUAAGAAUUAUAGAUAAUAAUCAUCAAAGUAACACUAAUGAUGAUUUGAAAGAUAAUGAUGAUAUAGAUGUUGAUACUAAUGAUGGGGAAGACGAUAAUGAUAGUAGUAUAGCUGAAGGAAAAUCCCCUCAAAUUACUUUUGCUCGGCCAAAAGCUAAGCACGUUAACCCUCCUCCCUCAAGUUCAUAUUUACAGGAUAUAGAUGAAAAAGGUGAAUACAAUGAAAAAUCCGAUCCAGAAGUCUUAUUAAAUAAAUUUGGUUCCCAUUCAGUAAUUGAUAUUUUUUCAAAAGCAUCGUUUGAUAAUAUUUUAUUUGGACUAGGUCCUAAUCACAAAUCUGAAACAAAAGAUUUACAACAAAUUAUAAACAUAUACGAUUUCUUUUCGCUGGCAUUUCUUGACUCUGUUAGUCAACCAAUUAAAACAAACUUGAGAAGUAGAACAGAUUUAAUGGAUAACACAUUUGCUGAUGAAAUUUUACCAUUGGAAAUUUUGAGUAGGUUUGAUGAAUUAUAUAUGGCUUCUUAUAUAUGUGGUGCGUCAUAUCUAAAAGAUUUGUUUCAAAAAUAUUUUCAAAACAAGAAAAAAAUUCCAACAAAGGGUCCCAAUUCAAAAUUAAGGUCAUUUACUUGGUCAGAAUUAAUGAUUAUGACUUGUCUGAUAAAUUUAUGUAUUUCACAAAUUGUUGAUGAAAGAAAUGUUAAUAAAAUCAAAAAAAUCGGUAAACCAGUUGGUAAAGCCUUGCAAAAUUUGAGUGAUCAAGAAUUAAUGGAAUUAGAUUCUAAGUGCUUUUUUUCACUGAUUUUUUAUUACAAUCGACUCGCAUUUUUAAGUGAAGGAAUUUCAACUGUUCAAGCACUACUAUUAUUUAUAAUUUAUUUACAGCUGAUAACUUCGUCAAUUAAAGUAAUUUAUUUACCUUUGACAAUAGCCAUGAGGAAUGCUCAAGAAUUAGCCUUACAUAGAAGAGAAUCUUAUGAGGGAUUAAGUUGGCAAGAGCAACAGACAAGAAAAACUUUAUGGUGGUUUUGUGAGUCUUAUGAAGUUGGAUAUUGUUUUCGUCAUGGUAAACCAAUUCAAAUUAGAGAGGAUGAAUUAUCAGCUCUUAUAGAUGGGGACAAAUCCACAAAAACCAUCAUGCAUUCCAAUAUUCAAUUGAUUCGAUCUUUGUGGGAUGAUAGAUCUAAAUUAGAUGAAUCAAAAUUAAAUGAAAUGAAAGAAAAAAGAACUUUGCAUCAAUGUGCUGCAUAUUUUCUUUAUCGAUUAACUAAAAUUAGAAUGAGAACUUAUGAUUUGAUUUAUAGUGUGUCAGCUCAAAAUGAUAGAUUAUCAACAAUUUUUGCUCAUAUUGAUACUAUUAAUACACAUAUGCAAGAAUUAGCUGAUUUAGCAGAACCUCCAAUCACUAUCUGCUUUUAUAAUGAUUCAAGAUUUUUAUUUAAGUCCAAAAAUAAACCGUUGGAACAAAUAUUGGUUGUUGAUUCUGGUUAUGAGAAUUUCUUGUCGAUGUAUUUUGAAUUCUAUUUACACUUCUUGACUAUUAAUAGAGUUGCAUUUCAACCAAUAAUUGAAACUGAUGAUAAUGGACAUUUAAUUGAAAAAGCGAGAGAAUUUAGAAAUUUAGCGAAUGAAAGUGCAAGAACAAUAUUGUAUGUCGCUAAAAGUUUCAAUAUGAAAACAAUGUAUUUUACUGCAUUUAGUUGGUUUUUGUAUUACCCAUUUGCAGCAUUUAUGCACUUAGCAAGUGUUCAUUUUGCAAAUCCGAAUACACCAGAAGCUGAAUCUGAUUUGAAACUAAUGAUUGAAAUUUCAUUCUGCUUCUUUGCGUACAAAAACAAGAGUAAAACGGUCAAGAUUGCAAGAAAUUGUGUUAGACAAGCAUUAUAUGAUUUAAUUUCCCGGUACUUUCUCAAAAUCUUUUCAAAUAUAAUAACUGAUCAAGAAAUGCAUAACAGAAUUUUUGGUAAAAAUAAAGUUUCUCAAAAGCAUUUGGACUUACAAAAUCAAUUUCCUGAAUUUUUCACAUCUAAAAAUCAAUUAGGUAUAAAUUCUCAGCUAACUACUGACGUAUUUAAGAAAUGGUUCAGACCAUAUGCUAUUGUCAACGCUAAUAUUGAGCAGCCAUUUGACGAUAGUGGCGCUAAAAACAAUAAUGAAUUGGCUCAAAUUCGGAAAGAUGUUAUAGGAGAAUUUAAUGAAUUAUCAGAGGAAUCUAGUUCAACUAAUGGUAACAUUUCAAAUUCAACUACAAAUUCAACAUCUGGCUCAGGAUCAAAUGAUAAUUCCACAACGGGAGAUUCAAUUAAAUCAACUACUACUAAUAAUACAUCAGGUGGUUCUAAUAAAAAUGUAUUAGUUGAGAGAAAAAUUGAUAAUAUCUUGAAAAAUGCAAUUUCACCUCUGACAUCAACUCAAGUUAGAACUCAAGAAUAUGAAGACCAAUUGAACGAUUAUGCUUAUCAACAACAAAGACAACAAGUUCCGCAACAAGAAACCGGUCUUAGUGGAACAAACCAUCCUAAAACACCUCAAUAUAAACCACGUAUUGGCUCACGUCUGCAACUGCAAAAAAGUGUUCAACAACAACGACAUGAUCAGCAGCAACAACAACAACAUCAACAACGAAAAGAGUUUGAAAAACAACAACAAGAUCACUUUGAACAACAACAAGUCCAACAACAAGCUCAACAACAAGCUCAACAACAAGCUCAACAACAAGCUCAACAACAAGCUCAACAACAAGCUCAACAACAAGCUCAGCAUCAAGCUCAGCAACAACAACAAAUUCAACAACAAUAUUCAAAUCAUCAUAUGCAUCAACCGUUUUUCCCACAAGCACCUCAACAUGACAAUUUCCCCACUGGUUCAAAUAAUUAUACUCAACCAUAUCUGGAGUCAACAAUAAACCAGGGUCCAUCAAUGAUGCAACAUGCUCAAUUUAUGUCAAGCUCAAAUCAAAUACCUCAAGUAAUGACAACAAAUCCUGAAAAUGAAUAUUCAAAUUUCCAAGGACAAAAUUCUCAACAACAACAACAACAACAACAACAACAACAAAUGUUUAAUCCUCCAUUUGGACCACCACAAUUCACUGAUUCAAAUGAUCAAGAUAAUCAAAGUCAACAAAUUUUUGUUAAUGUUUUUGGAAAUGCUACAAAUUUUGAAAUUCAAGAAUUAUUAGAUGAAUAUAAUCAAAACCAAGGUGUUGGAAAUCAAGAUCAAAAUCAACAAGAUUAA